Mizuhopecten yessoensis (Yesso scallop) is the source of this 2858-nucleotide messenger RNA. Its product is annotated as ranBP-type and C3HC4-type zinc finger-containing protein 1-like. Gene Ontology annotation, molecular function: protein binding. Bases 320 to 1756 code for a protein of 478 amino acids. Lineage: Eukaryota; Metazoa; Mollusca; Bivalvia; Pectinida; Pectinidae. The record is from RefSeq and is a predicted model, not a curated record. The transcript has 10 exons.
UGGAACUCGUGACUUGAGACAAGGAAAUGCAGAAAGGAAUUUAUUGAUUUAAAUAAUACGUCAUAGGUUAAUACAUGAAUGAAAUCCAAAUAAAUGGAUUUCCAGAACUGUAAAGCAAUUUCCGUAAGAUUACAUGACGCCAGAGACGUAUAAUACAUUAUACGUCUCUGAUGAAGCAUAUCAGUGACCACAUCGUAAACUGUAUGAAAACACCAUACACUGGAAGAGAUCAUGGAUUUGAAAUUAGAACAAUUCUAGAUAUGCUAAGUAAUAGAAUCAGAGACACUUGAUGUGUUUGUUGAAAGAUGGCUAAGAGAAAAUGAUGGAAACCUCAGACAACUUUGGGCAACAACUUGCUGUUGCAUUGAGAAAUGGAGAUGUGGAAAAGGCAAAAAUGUGCGUUCAGAAUUUGUCACAAGCAAAUGUGAAAUGUACAAUAGGUUUGGAUACAAAAAAUGUGAAUGAAACUGGGAAAGAACAGGAAAUAAGUAUUAAAGUUCACAUAGAGGAUCGUAACAGAUCUGGGGACUUUGUUUUGUCCCUGAAAGUGAAGCUCAGUGACUCUGUUCAACUUCUGAAAGGAAAAAUGUUGCUGAAGUACAGAUUUCCUAAGGAGGUGCAGAGGUGGGUGAUAAAUAAACGAGUCGGCUCAGACCACGACACGCUGAAGAGACUGGGCAUCCGUGAUGGUGACACUGUGUACUUGUACCUCAUGUCAGCCAAAUCAGUUGGGCUCAGUAAGGAGGAGUUUGACAGGAAAUUGGAACGACUCCUCAUGAAUCCAGAUGGGGCUCCACCGACCCCGGACACACCCAUGUCUAAUGUCUCAAUGCGUGGCUUACCUCCAAGUCGACAAAGGUCCAAUCUGAGCCUGGGAAGUGAUAGGUCCUCCCUUAGCCAAUCACAAUUAAACCUGAGCGAGGAGCUAUCUGCACUACUGAGGUCACAGGAAGCUCAAGGGUCACCGUCGAUGUCAGGUCAGGGGUCACCAUCAAUGCCAGGUCAGAUGUCAAGGUCAGGCCAACCACCCCCUGAUGUUUAUGAACCAGUCGAGGAUCAAACUGCUGCCCCAGGCCGAGGAUUAGAGGAAGGCGAAUGGAGUUGUCCAAUAUGUACAUUUCAUAAUAAGUAUCAAAAAAAGAAAUGCAGGAUGUGUGACGCUGACCGCCCAGACUCAUACCAGAUCCCCACCGUAGGGAGACCAGAGGUCAACCGAACCCUAUCAGGGGCAGGCCAUGAGACAUCAGAUGGUGGAACAGGACUCCUAACUUUGCCAAUGACUGGAGUACACAACAAUCUACAAAUUUUACUGAAAAGGAAAACUCCAAAUCAAGAUUUGAUCAGCUGGAUGAAGAUGGCGUACACCCCCGUAGUGAUGAGAACCAAGGACUUUAUAAAGACAGUGGUGACGUGUGUUUGUGAAGAUGCUAUUAGAAAGACAGACACUGUAUACUUUGUGGAACAGCACAAGAUAUCAGAACGCGUACCAUUAUUAAUGGAGAUAUUGGACAACCAGGUAUCCAGAAUGGUGGAAGCUCUAUACGCGCUGCAGACCCUGUACCACAAACUCCAGUAUCCUGAAGGUAUUCUACCACGACUGUUUGAGGUGAUGUUUAAUGAAGGAACUAUUUCUCUUGAUGCGUUUAGGACGUGGGAGCGGAAUUAUGACGACUCAGAGUCUAAAAUUAAGGCUCUGUAUGAUACGCAAUUAUUUUUAAAUGACUUGCAUACCGACGCUGAUAUCGAGUUUGAUUGAUAUAUAACAUGUGUGACUAUUAUAUCAUACAAUAAAAACUUAACAGGGACAACUUUGUGCUACAAUUGAUAAAAAACAGACCUUAUUUAUAAGGUGGAAUUGCACAGAUACUGAUCUUUGUCAGGGCAUUUUUCACCCAUUUAAACUUAAAAUACAACAGCGAAUAGCCCAACCCUAGUGAAAGGGUUAGGCUAUUCGCUCAGUGAUACCUCAAGGAUUGGGGUGUACAAUGAUGACGAAAUCAUGUUGGAUAUUAUAAUGACGCCACUAGAUAAAAGCAUGCGAGUGAUUAAGUUUCCUACGCCAAAAUAACAAAGGUUUGCUUGGAAAACUUUUCCGAAACAAGGAAUUUAUUAGCUUCGAAAUGGCGUUUAAAUCGUUGGAAAGUGAAGACAGAUUUGGGGAAUCAUACAGACGUAUUGAAUGCAAAAAGGAUGUGAAUUGUCAAUAUUAUUCUUUCGCUAAAUUAUCGACUGCGGAUGAGCAAGUCUAUGCAAGGCGAGGACACGUGAAUAUGCCGGAACUUAAAAUCCUAAUCAGAAGAUCCGUACUUUGUGGAAAACAUCGCAUAACUAUCCUAAACACGUCGGUAUAUAAAAUGCAGGACAACUAAUUUGGAAGAAAAUGCAUUCAAAACUGGCCCGAGGGUCAACUCCAAGAGAUCAAACCAAAAGUAAAAAUCAUGACGGCAGAGAUGAAGGGUGAACCAUAGAAAGAUGUAUGUAAGGGUGGUACAGUGAACAGUAAGGGAGACAAGACAACAAAAGUAGGACAAACGAAAAUAAAAGCAUGCAUUCGGGGAACUUAGAAAUAUUCUAUGUUUAACAGCACACUAACAUUACGGAUGUGCAACCCAUGUGUAAAGUCGACACACCUGGACGGAUGAAAGCUAUAAAAAUAGAAUGAGACGGACAAGUUAGUCAGAAUAGAUGUAGUAAAAGAGUAGCCAAUGUCUGGCCGGAUACCAUUUAUAACAGAUUUAAUUAUGAGGGAUUGGACACGGAUCAGUGAGCGAUGAAGCAUGUAUGAAACAAGAGAUCCCAGAGGGAUCUUGGGGCCCAACAUCGUACCAUCUUCAUUAGUUCUUUGUCAGUUCGAUCUU